Homo sapiens (human) is the source of this 2027-nucleotide messenger RNA. It is a transcript of the gene TRIM31, whose product is annotated as tripartite motif containing 31. The coding region runs from base 111 to 1388 and encodes 425 amino acids. Lineage: Eukaryota; Metazoa; Chordata; Mammalia; Primates; Hominidae. Gene Ontology annotation, cellular component: cytoplasm; mitochondrion. The transcript is spliced from 9 exons. Gene Ontology annotation, molecular function: ubiquitin protein ligase activity; zinc ion binding. The record is from RefSeq and is marked reviewed. Gene Ontology annotation, biological process: protein ubiquitination; positive regulation of DNA-templated transcription.
AUCCAUUUGUUCUCAAGAGGUAGCAAGAAACAGUAUCCACAGUGGACUCCGGGGCUCCUACAGACUUGGCACAGCUUCCUACAGUCUUGAAACAGCCCUGUUGUUCUGUCAUGGCCAGUGGGCAGUUUGUGAACAAACUGCAAGAGGAAGUGAUCUGCCCCAUCUGCCUGGACAUUCUGCAGAAACCUGUCACCAUCGACUGUGGGCACAAUUUCUGCCUCAAAUGCAUCACUCAGAUUGGGGAAACAUCAUGUGGAUUUUUCAAAUGUCCCCUCUGCAAAACUUCCGUAAGGAAGAACGCAAUCAGGUUCAACUCGCUGUUGCGGAAUCUGGUGGAGAAAAUCCAAGCUCUACAAGCCUCUGAGGUGCAGUCCAAAAGGAAAGAGGCUACAUGCCCGAGGCACCAGGAGAUGUUCCACUAUUUCUGCGAGGAUGAUGGGAAGUUCCUCUGUUUUGUGUGUCGUGAAUCCAAGGACCACAAAUCCCAUAAUGUCAGCUUGAUCGAAGAAGCUGCCCAGAAUUAUCAGGGGCAGAUUCAAGAGCAGAUCCAAGUCUUGCAGCAAAAGGAGAAGGAGACAGUACAAGUGAAGGCACAAGGUGUACACAGGGUCGAUGUCUUCACGGACCAGGUAGAACAUGAGAAGCAAAGGAUCCUCACAGAAUUUGAACUCCUGCAUCAAGUCCUAGAGGAGGAGAAGAAUUUCCUGCUAUCACGGAUUUACUGGCUGGGUCAUGAGGGAACGGAAGCGGGGAAACACUAUGUUGCCUCCACUGAGCCACAGUUGAACGAUCUCAAGAAGCUCGUUGAUUCCCUGAAGACCAAGCAGAACAUGCCACCCAGGCAGCUGCUGGAGGAUAUCAAAGUCGUCUUGUGCAGAAGUGAAGAGUUUCAGUUUCUCAACCCAACCCCUGUUCCUCUGGAACUGGAGAAAAAACUCAGUGAAGCAAAAUCAAGACAUGACUCCAUCACAGGGAGCCUAAAAAAAUUCAAAGACCAACUCCAGGCUGAUAGGAAAAAAGAUGAAAACAGAUUCUUCAAAAGCAUGAAUAAAAAUGACAUGAAGAGCUGGGGCUUGUUACAGAAAAAUAAUCAUAAAAUGAACAAAACCUCAGAGCCCGGGUCAUCUUCUGCAGGCGGCAGAACUACAUCGGGGCCACCAAAUCACCACUCUUCAGCCCCAUCCCACUCCCUGUUUCGGGCCUCGUCUGCUGGGAAAGUCACUUUUCCAGUAUGUCUCCUGGCCUCUUAUGAUGAGAUUUCUGGUCAAGGAGCGAGCUCUCAGGAUACGAAGACAUUUGACGUUGCGCUGUCCGAGGAGCUCCAUGCGGCACUGAGUGAGUGGCUGACAGCGAUCCGGGCUUGGUUUUGUGAGGUUCCUUCAAGCUAAGCCAGCUCAGAGAACACGGGGAGCGGUGGUGCUACACGGACUUCGGAGCAUAGAGUGGCGCUGAGUGAGUGGCUGAGACCGACCACGGUUCUUGACUUAGUGGAAUUGGGUCGAAGGAGUGGAGAAUGGGAGGGCUCGGGCUACUGAGAGUGGAGAUGGGGGCGGGGGUGGUGGUGAAGAGAGUUGGAGAAGGAAUGGACGAAUUCUUGAGCAAAAGGAGGGGAAGAGACAAUCUCCAGCCACCCGCCCCACGCUUGACUUCUUAUCACUUUGGCUGUGGUGCCGCCUAGUGGAAAAAGGAAGUCCCUGCAGCAGUCCCCGCACUCUUUAAGCAGCUGUUUACCGAAGGCACCAGUUCAGCCAGGAGUGAAAUCCGGAGAGGAGCAACGCCAGCCUGGGUCACAGUCCAUCAAACCCCAUGAGCCCGACCACUCUCGCUCUUCCUUACAUUCCCACGUCCCCCUUCUCUCCCAACCCCUCAUAUCAGCAAGGGAAAUUAAUUAAUGAGAUUUGAUAAAUCAGUAGAUAGAAUGAGGUCCCCAUUCUGAAAUAUUUAGCAGACUGGAACCACCACGCAAGCCUCUGUAGGGGGUGGAUGGAGACACUUCUAACUUUAAUAAACUGCGACUGAACGUGGAA